Messenger RNA from Neoarius graeffei (lesser salmon catfish), 2204 nucleotides. RefSeq names its product ELOVL fatty acid elongase 7a (gene elovl7a). The record is from RefSeq and is a predicted model, not a curated record. The transcript has 8 exons. Gene Ontology annotation, molecular function: fatty acid elongase activity. Gene Ontology annotation, biological process: very long-chain fatty acid biosynthetic process; sphingolipid biosynthetic process; fatty acid elongation, polyunsaturated fatty acid. Bases 16 to 990 code for a protein of 324 amino acids. Lineage: Eukaryota; Metazoa; Chordata; Actinopteri; Siluriformes; Ariidae. Gene Ontology annotation, cellular component: endoplasmic reticulum; endoplasmic reticulum membrane.
CGAAUCACAGUGCUGAUGUUUCGGUUUCGUCACUAUAGUGAAGAGAGAAGGGAGAGAGAGGGGGAGGAAAAAAAAAAAAAAAAGCAGCCCGUCAACCUGAGAAGAGGUGAACAGGUAGAGAUGGCAUUUAAUCAGCUAACCUCCACCGCUGUGCAGCUGUAUGACGAGUGGAUCAAGGAUGCAGAUCCCAGGACUGAAGACUGGCUGCUCAUGUCCUCUCCGCUGCCUCAGACCAUCAUCAUUUGUGCCUAUAUCUAUUUUGUGAUGUCACUGGGGCCCAGGCUGAUGGAAAACAGGAAACCGUUUGAUCUGAAGAAGGUCCUAGUGAUCUACAACUUCAGCGUAGUGGCGCUCUCUCUGUAUAUGUGUUAUGAGUUCGUGAUGUCUGGUUGGGGCACCGGCUACUCGUUUCACUGUGAUCUGGUGGAUUACUCCCACUCCCCACAGGCUAUGAGGAUGGCACACACAUGCUGGCUGUACUACUUUUCCAAAUUUAUUGAAAUGCUGGACACGGUGUUCUUUGUGCUGAGGAAAAAGAAUAACCAGAUCAGUUUCCUGCAUGUCUUCCAUCACUCUAUAAUGCCAUUCACAUGGUGGUUUGGUGUCAGGUUUGCUGCAGGUGGCCAGGGAACGUUUCACGCCCUUCUGAACUGUAUAGUCCAUGUCAUAAUGUACACGUACUAUGGGCUGUCGGCACUGGGACCUGCUUAUGAGAAGUUUCUCUGGUGGAAGAAACACCUGACCUCUAUACAACUAACGCAGUUUGUGAUCAUCACCACUCACAUUGGUCAGUACUUCUUUAUGAAAGAUUGCCCCUAUCAGUACCCCAUCUUCAUUUACAUCAUCGGCCUCUACGGCUUGGUCUUUCUCUGCCUGUUCCUCAACUUCUGGUAUCACGCGUACACCAAGGGCAAAAGGCUUCCCAAAGUUCUCCGGAGUGAAGACAAUGUCCAGAACAACAACAGUGUCCCUCACAACAAACAGGAUUAAACGCUUUUAGGAACUCAUUUGAAAUGACAAUCUGCCGUGCAUGGAGUACUUCAGCACUUUUGUUUACUGUACUUUUUAUAUUAGGAAUAAUUAUAUUUGUGAGAAAUGAGUGUAUGACACUAAGAAUUACAAGAGGUCUAAUUUUUUUUUUUUAAGUCAGAAGAAUAUAACUUCAAAUUUAACUGAAAGGGAAAAUUAAUUUCAGUCUCAACCCUGUUACUACGUUGCUGUUUUCUGUAAAAGAUCACUAAUACUGAAGCUUUUGUGAACUCUGGCGUCAAUUAGCUACACAUGAAUGGAUAUCAGAAAAUGCAUCGGUUGAUUUUUCUGGUAAAACUGGAUUCGUGAAGCCUCAACUUUUGACUGGCAAGUCUCUCCUUUCCUUAUUUCCUCCAUUUUGGAAUAAUUAAACGUUUUGAUACUUUGUGCAGUUACUUUAUAUAUUGGAUAUAAAGCCAAAUUAACUUAGCUUUAAAGUCCCUGCAUUUAACUGUUGAUCUUAAAAUAUAUUCUUCCCUAACUGUUAAGAAUGAGCUAAUGGGGAAGGUCUGUAGUUAUACGAGGGAGAAAUUUAAGUCUGGACUAGUCAACAGGUCCUGCUAGUUUAAGGGAUUGAAAUUAUUUACUAUACAUUUCCCUCGCCAGGCAUUAAAGAACCCCUAGUGCCUUAACUAUUUUUAUCUCCUAUAGUCCCUUGGCCUUUCUCACAGCUCUGGAAAGCAUGCUGAUUUAUACACAUAGUCUGUUUUGCCUUUUAAAAAUCUAAAUUGCACUAAAUUCAGUCUUUGAGAAGUACAUGACAAUAUGAAUGUCCCUGAAGGAGCCAGUGCACUUCUCUGGACCUCUGAGUGAGAACUGAUCUUGGAUCACAUCCUGUCUGACCAUUUGAUAUGUGGAUAGGAAGGCAGAACGCUGAUCCAGGCCCAGAACCUUUACUCUAAGAAGUGUAAUACAUGCAAAUGUGGGUUCUGAGAACACUGCACUAAUGGUGAUUUGGGACAGGACAACAAGACAUCAGCAUGUUUCCGAAUACAGCUGAUGAGGAAGGCAGCAUUAUGCAGAUUUAAGUGCUCCAUUUUAUUUUAGUACUGUUAUGAUUGUCCUUGUCUAGGACAGGAGUCCACAUUCUCAUUUUUAUACAUGUGAAACUGAAUAUGUGAACUGUGUUUUUAAAAUGAAUAUUUAUAAAGAAAUAAAUACUUUUCACUGGUAAA